Culex pipiens pallens (northern house mosquito) is the source of this 1313-nucleotide messenger RNA. RefSeq lists its product as uncharacterized. The record is from RefSeq and is a predicted model, not a curated record. The coding region runs from base 120 to 980 and encodes 286 amino acids. Lineage: Eukaryota; Metazoa; Arthropoda; Insecta; Diptera; Culicidae. The transcript has 3 exons.
CUUUAUGUGUCAGUGCCAUAACAGAGUUUCAUUCAGUAGCAGAUACAUAGGCGCGUAACUGUUGUAGUCAUUCGGUCGCCCAAUUCUUGUGGCGAGGUGAAAUCUUUGUUUUUGAUAUCAUGGUCGAAAAGCUGGACCAUUUGAUCAUCAAAAGCGAACCGUUCUACGCCGUCGAGGACGCCGAGCUGCUGAACGGAAUCACCGGCCAGGAUGGUGACCUGAGGGGACUGUGCUUGAACCGGCUGGGGUUGUCCGAGGACACGGUGGCACUGCUGGAAGCUCAACAGAUCGACGUUGAAUGUCUGAAGAAGAUGCGCUUCGAGGACGUGGACGUGCUGUUCGAGAAUCGCCCACUGGGGCCAAAGGUUCACUUCCGGGAAGCGUUGAUGCUGUGGCGAAUCGAACUUGGCUUGCCCAUGAGAAGUCUCCGAGUGAUGGCGUUCAGGAAGCGUUCCGGUGAGCACGAUGGCAACGGGUGCAAUGGAACCGGUCCCAAGUGUUCCCGGGGUCAGUUCCACGGUCCGAUAGACCAGCUGGGAGUUGUGACACCGGCCACGACGCCCGAGCUGGUCGUCAAACCAAACAAAGUGCCACCAAACAUCGACUACAAGCAGUUCAGCUGGCCAAUGACUACCGAAGUUCUGCGGGACAUUCUAGCCAGCUGUAGCGUAGGUCGCAUGAUUCUACAUUCCGCCGAGUUGGCCACCCUGGAAAAGUCCUUCCAGAGUCAGCUGACGGCCAUCAUGAUAGAUUACCACAUGGCUCACGACACAAAAAUCACCGCGAUGCAGCUGGAGAACUAUUCGCGGUGCAUCACGAUGCUGUUUCCACACGAGAACAAGACAACCUACCACAUUCCGCGCGGACCGACGCGCCGCAACCCGGGUGGAUCGCUGUACUCGCGGUUCAUCAACCAGAAGAUUAGCAAGAAGGCACUCGCCAUCGGCAGUGGCAUGGCAUCGUCGCCCUUUCUAACGUAGGAACGGUGUCCAACCUCCUCGCAAAGGGUGUAAUGUAAUAUAGUCGUCGUAAUAGUCAGUCAGCCGUCGUCGUCGUCGUCGUAAUCGCUGUCGCCGUUGUUCACGAAAGCAUAUUUUGUUACUUACUGUGUAAGGUUAGUCAGGGGCGUGCAUUACGUUUACUGGCAAGAGAGGCUCGAGUUUUUUGUGCAAUGUGUGUUUGUGUGCUCAGUUUUUAAAACCAUUUGUAUUAGGUAGAGAAAUAGAUAUAUCAGGUUUUAUGUUUCAACCCGGCGCAGCGCAGCAGUGUGAGUUUUAUUAAAGAAAAUAUAUUGUUUUAACGUGCAUUUGAAA